Messenger RNA from Penicillium paradoxum, 387 nucleotides. RefSeq lists its product as uncharacterized. Bases 1 to 387 code for a protein of 128 amino acids. The record is from RefSeq and is a predicted model, not a curated record. The transcript has a single exon. Lineage: Eukaryota; Fungi; Ascomycota; Eurotiomycetes; Eurotiales; Aspergillaceae.
AUGCCGUCGAUGCACGAACGUAUCCGCGAGGACCUCCUCAACAAAGAGCUUGCACUCUGGACGGCCCUUACAUCUGCUGAUCCUGCACCUGCGAUCUGGAAACUCAGCAACCCCGAAGCCAACUUUUUGUUCCCUCAGAUGCCAAUCAUUACACUCGAGGAUGAGACGGCUUUCAAGAAAGCCGUCCGACCACCCUUCCACCGAUUCGAUGGCUACCAGCUCGAAGAGGUCCGUGUCAUCAUUGUUGACCUGAUGGCAGGUGUUGUCACAUAUAAGGUCCGCGCUGUGCGCGGGAAGAAAGAAUAUACCGCAUCCGGCUCAACGACUUGGAGUCAAGGCUCGGAUGGCGAGUGGACACUGGCUUGCCAUCAAGAGACAUUGAUGUGA